GGGAACAAUUCCCUUUCUUAGAAAAUUGGGAAUGUUUCCGCAGCAGAACAACACUUUAUUAUACUAUUGGUAUGUUGGUGUUCAUGGAAGAUAGCCAAUUGAAAUUCAAAUCUUCAAUGGAACCUUUCCUACAGGUUUUGGUUAGAUUGAAUUCAACACCCGAUGCAUUAUUCCAAUCAGAUGCUGUGAAAUAUGCAUUUAUUGGGUUGAUGCGUGACCUUCGAGGAAUAGCAAUGGCAACUAAUAGUCGAAGAACAUAUGGGUUCCUUUUUGAUUGGCUUUAUCCUGCGCACAUGCCAAUUCUUUUGAAAGGCCUUUCACAUUAUGCUGAAGUUCCAGAGGUAUGCUACAUAUUUUUCAUUCGCUGCUGUUUUCUGGGUGAUCACAAAGUAACUGAUGCAAUUUGAGGAAUAAUAUCAAUGUUGUCAAGAUCGAG
Messenger RNA from Cicer arietinum (chickpea), 436 nucleotides. RefSeq lists its product as uncharacterized. The record is from RefSeq and is a predicted model, not a curated record. Lineage: Eukaryota; Viridiplantae; Streptophyta; Magnoliopsida; Fabales; Fabaceae. Gene Ontology annotation, cellular component: nuclear pore; cytoplasm. Gene Ontology annotation, biological process: protein export from nucleus. Gene Ontology annotation, molecular function: nuclear export signal receptor activity.